AUGUGCGAGCGCACCGGGAAGUCUGAGACAGCUCGUCGCACGGGUCGCAGCUCAUCAGAUGCUCCAACGUUAAGCAAGCAUGCCUUCGACUUCCCAAAGGCCGAAGUCAACAAUUGGCCCCUUACGCUUGAAGACACGCACGUCACAAGCACCCUUUCCUGGUGCCAACACGAGGACUUGCGAGCGCUCUCCAUCCCGCUGUAUGACCUUAUGGGUGAUGAAACAUUGGUCGCAGCACAAGCGUUCAUGCGGGAUGGCGUCCCUGGCGCCGUGGUGUGGCUGGGCUACAGCUGGAUGGACGGGCCACAAGAACACUGGGGUCACCUGCUGUUCAACCUGAUCUCUGACUUCGCGAGGGGUAGCCCCCAGGAAUCUACGACCCACACUGAAACAUCCGCUCUGUCCUCCCCAAGCGCAUCCCCGUCCUUGGACAACAUCUUCUUAAUCGCCUCCUCUUCCGCCUCUGGCUCGGAUGGUGCCCUGACGGAGGCCGUCCGCCGCCUCAUCCAAGACAUGUCAUCCGUGGGGCCGGCAGUGUAUCCACCGCCGCCCUCACCUGACCCGCCCGGCCACCCUUCACCGACCUCACCGCUCCCGCAUCCCUCAACGCCCAUGCCUCCAUCGGACCCCUUGAUGCCGCCAUCCUCGCCACCCAAGCCGCCCAGGCCGCCCAAGAAGCCGCCUCUCCGUAAGCGCCCACCACCCGCCAUGCCCCCAACCCAGACGCCACUCCAAC
Astrephomene gubernaculifera is the source of this 736-nucleotide messenger RNA. The record is from the annotation of a GenBank genome assembly. NCBI's taxonomy places the organism in Eukaryota, Viridiplantae, Chlorophyta, Chlorophyceae, Chlamydomonadales, Astrephomenaceae.